Molecule: messenger RNA, 4482 nt
Organism: Agrilus planipennis (emerald ash borer)
Lineage: Eukaryota; Metazoa; Arthropoda; Insecta; Coleoptera; Buprestidae
Product: histone-lysine N-methyltransferase eggless
Exons: 17
Coding region: 110-3946 (1278 amino acids)
Biological process (GO): heterochromatin organization; negative regulation of gene expression
Cellular component (GO): nucleus
Molecular function (GO): zinc ion binding; protein binding; histone H3K9 methyltransferase activity
Source: RefSeq, a predicted model, not a curated record
UGUGUGCGUUCAUUGGUUGACAUUUGACAUUGUAUAGGUUAUAAUAUUAAUAUAUAUAUUUUGGUUUUUUAAAUAUUUUUCUCAACUUUUUAAGCGUUUGAAGAGAUGAAUGAAUCAAUUAAUAUUUAUUAAUAAAAAUUUCAACAGCAGGAAUCUUACUAGCUUCGAAGAAAACAGUAUUUGUGAAAAAACAAAAAUGGACAUCGAAGAGCCUAUGGAAAUAGAUGACACCGUUCCUAAUACUGUAAUUAUCGAAAAUAAAAGGAUGAGUACCGAUCUUUUGCCACCGAAUGAUUCUUUAUCCAAUAACGAACACCAAAAAACAGAUAUAGAAAAUUCAAAUUGCAUUAAGACUGAUAAAUCGCAAGAGGGUGCCGCUAAUGAAGACAUGCUGAAAAAUCCUUCUUGUUUAUCAGACGAUGAUUUGGAAGUAAUAGAAGUUCCUUCUAAAAAUUUAACUAAAAGUGUUCCUGAUGAGCCUGAAACUUCAUCUGAAAAUAAAGAGAAAAGAAAAGAAGAUGACUGUGUAGUUAUUCUGACAGACGAUGAAGAUGAACAUACUACAACUGAUACCUCACGACGUAAGCGGGACUUAGUAGCCACCGAAGUUAUUGAUUUAGUCCCCCAAAAGAAGAAUUCAGUGAACAAUAAAUGCAUUAAUUAUGCUUGUCAGAGUGGAUUUGGUAUGAUUAAGGCACCAAUUUUCUGUUUAUCUUACUUCAGAGUCAAAAAUGCAGAAAACAAAUGUUUAGAAGUCUGUCAGGAGUGCUUUGAAGAAGCAUUCUUGCAUUAUGAUGGACUGUCAACAGCACUAAUGGGGGGUAAACUAUUGGUAGAACAAGAGGUGCCUGUGAGAGAUGAUAUGUUUGAAAUAGAUGACUCAGAUUCAGAAGAAGAUGCAGAGAAAGAAGUAGCUGAAUACUUUGAUAAUGAAUCUGUUGAAUUUCUUAAAGAAAAUUUAGACAUGGUUAUUAUGGAAACUAUUGAAAAAUACAAAUUAAAUGAACAAGUGAAUAAUUCAGUUAAAUAUUUGGUAGAAAAAGAAGAUAAAUUGAAAGAGUCGUGUAUACAAGUAGACGGAAUGAUAAAAGACUUGCGAAAGUGCUUGGAUGGUAUCCAGAGGAAUAUCUACAGCGAAUUUCGUGUAAGAUAUCAACAUCUUCCAUCCCUGGAACUUUGCGACCGUCCUUCCCAAAGUAAAUCAGGUCGAAGGUCAGAACUAAAUAGAAAAAGAUCCGCCUCUUGUUUCGAAAUGGACACAGACAAGCACCAGAUUACAUCAGAAAUGGAUAAAAUAGAUGACGUUGUAGAAGUACCUGCAGAUCUACCACCAAAAGGAGAAAUCAUCAAGCCCGAACCAGUAAUAGGUCAGGACUAUUAUUCAGCACGUUACCUCACAAUGGGCUCAUGGAUGCCCGUUAAGUUGGAAAAAGUUCUCGACUCUGGAGAAAUGAUCAAUGGACGUCUUACUAGCAAUCAUGUAUACAGUGUUUUGGUAAACAAUAAACAGAAAACGUCUUCCAGUAGCAGAUUGCACUCGGGUAGGGAAAUGGCAUAUUUCACGGCCCCAAACGUCCAACUUGACGUCGGCACUCGUGUCAUUGCUGUCUUCAGGGAAACUGCAACCAAUAUGGAAACAAAGAAGCACAAGAAAGAGACUUUCUUCCCCGGAAUCGUGGCCGAACCAUUGUCCGCUGCUAAUCGUUACAGAUAUCUCAUAUUUUUUGACGAUGGUUACGCCCAAUAUGUGAACCAUAACCAGGUUCGUCUCGUUUUCGAAUCAUCCAAAUUUGUGUGGGAAGACGUGCAUAUUGACUCGCGACCCUUUAUUAAAAAAUAUCUUGAAUCGUACCCUGACAGGCCCAUGGUUAAAUUGCGAAAGGACCAAACCGUUCGUACAGAAUACAGGGGCAAAUGGUGGCUGACAACGGUUAUGAAGAUUGACUGUUCAUUAGUGCAAAUGUUCUUCGAUGCUUCUAACAGAGUCGAGUGGAUAUAUAGGGGUUCGACGCGCUUAAACCCCAUGUUCAAAGAAGAGCAGGCUGCAAGUAAUCGACUGCAGAACAAAGCGCGAAUUAUGCCGAGGAUGCAAAGGGGAACGGAUAACUCUGGCGCUUACGUAGAAUACACUAGGAAUGAUGAGCAAAAGGAUAAAGAACUUCCGUCGGAAGCUACCGUGGCUCCUGUGAAAGCCGUUGCUCGGAAGAGCACAGCUAAAGCAAUGCUCAAUGCUGUCACAAAGCCAUCGCCUUUCGUUGGCGCCGUGCCCUUCUUACCAGUAGUAAAUAAAGAGAAAGAGACUUUGUCGCCUGCUACACCACCAACUAAAGUUGUGUAUUUUACCCCAAGGGCUCAAACGAAUCUCAGGGCCCCCUACAAGUGUCACGUAUGUUCUCCACGUUGCAAGCGUUACGUUCUUCAUAAUGUCAACAAACUAAAUAGCUACAACCCUCUCGCAAAACCCCUUUUAUGUGGCUGGAACCGACUUACCCUUAAACAUAAGGGAAAAAGGGAAAUAAAUUAUAAGGCUCCCUGUGGUCGUUUCAUUCGGACCAUGGCAGAAUUACAUUUAUACCUGAGGCUCACUGAAAGUGAAAUGACCGUUGACUUAUUUGACUUUGACUAUUGGGUUCACUGUCUUGCAGAAUUUAUGUUGGAAAAAGAUGCAACAAUCAACAAGGAUUUAUCAAAUGCUCUUGAAAACGUUCCAAUUCCUGUUGUAAAUUACAACGACAAUGAAAUGAACGAUUUCUGUAAUUAUUCCACAAAAAGAGAACCAAUGGAUGGGGUUAAUCUGAACUUGGAUCCCGAAUUUUUAUGUGGUUGUGACUGUGAAGACGAUUGUACCGACAAGAUGAAGUGUCAAUGCUGGCAAUUAACCCUGGAGGGCAUGUCUUAUCUCCAAAAGAACAUUUCUCCAGAUCAGGUUGGUUAUCAGUACAGAAGACUUCCAGAGGCUGUUCCUACAGGAAUUUACGAAUGCAAUUCUAGAUGUAAAUGUGCACCAACGUGUCUCAACAGGGUGGUUCAGAACCCCCUUCAGUUAAAAUUGCAGGUGUUUAAAACGACAAAUCGAGGCUGGGGUAUCAGAUGUCUCAAUGACAUCCCUCAAGGUGCAUUUAUUUGUAUCUAUGCUGGUUCUCUUCUAACAGAACAAAUGGCUAAUGAAGGAGGUAAAAAUUAUGGGGAUGAAUAUCUAGCAGAAUUGGAUUAUAUUGAGGUAGUCGAAAAGAUGAAAGAAGACUACGAAGAAGAGGCUGUAUUAGAUGAAGAAGACCUAAAGAAACCUAAAAGUCGCGAAAAUUCUGAUAACGAAGACGACGAAAAAGAACAAAGCACAACAGGAAGAGGAAGAAAGAAAAACUAUACUGAAGACACAGAUUUUGUUCUCAAUGUUAAUUUUAACGCUAACGACUCGUCUAUAAGAUCUCGAUUGAGACGAAGGCAUACAGAAGAGGAGCCGAAGACUGAAGUAAAGGAAAAUGACACUAAGAAGAAGGAAGCGACCGAAAAAAAAGAAGAAAAGAAGGACAAAGCCGAACCUGAAGAAGAUUAUGUCAUGAUUAGUGACGACGAAGAUUGUGUCCACGAACCCUCGAGUUUCAACCCUAAAGAUGAGUCCAAACUGGAUGAAACGCGCCCCAUGAAGUACAUGUCGGUCAGAGAACUGUACGCCGAAGACGAAUGCGUUUACGUAAUGGAUGCCAAAGUUUCAGGAAAUAUUGGACGAUUUCUAAACCAUUCCUGUUCUCCAAACGUUUUUGUACAGAACGUUUUCGUGGAUACGCACGAUCUUCGGUUUCCGUGGGUAGCAUUUUUUGCUUUAACAUACAUUCGGGCAGGGACAGAGCUCACGUGGAACUACAACUACGACGUAGGAAGCGUCCCUGGGAAGACAAUGUACUGCUAUUGCGCCUCCGACGAAUGCAGAGGUAGACUUUUAUAAUUCUUCUUUUUUUUUUUUAAAUGUCAGGCUCAUAGAAGUGUUGUAGUAAUAACUUUUUGUUUUAUUAAUUGUAGAAAGUUGAAUGAAUACUCUUUUGAUUCGAACUUCAUUUUUUUAACUACGUACAUUCGAGUCUGUUUUUAUACGAUUUUGAUUUAACACGACUGGUGAAAUCUGAGAAAAACAUUUUUUUAAUAUUACAUGUCUGGUAUUCUCCGAAUCACCUGACUGACUGGAAUUCCCUGAAUUUUAAUCUUUAAAUAUAUUAAUUUUGUCGAAAAUUAAUUUUAAUAAAUAAUGGGAUAUAUGUUUUACAAGAAUUCUUCCAGAAAGUCGUGUAAAAACGGAAUUAAACGUACGUGAAUGUUACUUGGCCUCAUAUACAGAAUCGCAAGAGAACUGUUAAAAUAGGGAAUUUUAAGUGUUUUAUUAUUUGUUUUUUGGUGUUAAGUACUUCUUUUAAUAAUAUUCUGAGUUAAAACUUUCCACAAAGUAUUUAUCGUUUGAAUAAAAGAGUCAGUGACAGUUUUUCUUAA